UAUCAUGCAUCAUGUGAACACACGGAACUCUGAAACAAUUCGUGCUGAACAUGAUGUGGUCUAACUUUUACCUCUAUUCAGCGAGUAUAAAUGUUUGACUUCCAAAGGGUAUCCCCAUUCUCUGGCUAACAUUUAGCAAACAGCAAUUAGCGUAAACUUUCCAAAUAUUUUCAAUACAGACAUUUGGAUGAUUAUGAACGGACGAUAUCUUCUUCUAUUCGGUGCCCUUGUGCUUGGGGUGACAAUUGCAGAUGAUGCUGAUACAACACCUCUACCGGGUGAUACUGAAGCUGACAAAGUUGUCAAGACUCUGAUAUCACCAGGUGGGGAGAUCUAUGAGCUCUUGAUGGAGGUGAUCAAUGCCACGUACGAGUAUAUUCUGAUUCAGAAAGAUAUAUGGGAAGAUUUUGAAAAUGAUAAAGAUAUCUUUGAUAGAAACAUGGGUAAAAUUAGGACAAUGAUUAUAAACAGUAACAGUUCGGUUAAAUCAAUACUUAUUGAUGUUUAUCACGCUGCAUGGAAUAACGUUCGUGAUAAGGGAUGGAAUCUUGAGGGCGAGGCUGGUCAAAUUGCAUCCGACUUGAAAAGUGUAUACGAACUAUUUCUAGAGCACGAUAUUCCAAUAAGUUUCAAACAGUAUGAUGAAAAGUUUUUUAGAUCUUUGCUCGAUCUACGUAUUGAAAUAAGGGACGAUUUUUGUGGUUGUGUAAGCACUGGCUCGUAUAAGAAACUGUAUGAAGAAAUGAUAUCACUACAGAAGAGAGCCAUUGGCUGGAGUGUCAUAAUACAAGAAGCAAGAAGGAAGUAUUUCACAGGAGAACCUGGGAGAUAUUUACGUAUUGCUGGUUUUACGGCUGUUCUUGCUGCCCGCCACGCAAAAGAAUUUAACUACAGAUUAGUUCAUUCAAAAUUACCAAAUCUCAUAACGAUGAUCACAAACGUGAAAAAAGUCAUCAAACAAAUGCUCCAGUUAUGGAAAAAGUAUAAGAUUGAAGUAGAUACAGAUAAAGAUUUGAGUCGAUAUUACAUCAAACGACCUAAAGAUGGAGUAUCAAGAAGUCCAUAUAAUAUUGACAAACUCCAAGAGGAAACCAAAGAUGUAGCCUCAUCACGCGAUUGGCUUUUUUGGGAGAGGUUGUUCUAUCGGGGAUAUUGGUAUGACAUGUUGACACCUCCUACAAUCGAAUAACAUUGUAUUUUAGAGAUCAUUAUUGUGUUUAGAAUAAAUAUAAAAAUACAGAUAUGAAA
Messenger RNA from Owenia fusiformis, 1248 nucleotides. The record is from the annotation of a GenBank genome assembly. Lineage: Eukaryota; Metazoa; Annelida; Polychaeta; Sabellida; Oweniidae.